Cuscuta epithymum is the source of this 2141-nucleotide messenger RNA. NCBI's taxonomy places the organism in Eukaryota, Viridiplantae, Streptophyta, Magnoliopsida, Solanales, Convolvulaceae. The record is from the annotation of a GenBank genome assembly.
UAGGCGAGGUCUCGAGUUCGAAAUUCAAUGGAAUGAGUUUGAAUGUUACUCCCCAGCCCCUCCCUCAUACGUGCAUGGAAUAAAAAAGAAGAAAAUAACGAAAAAGUGCUCCAACCUGCUAAAAAGUGCCAAAAAUAAGCUAAGAAGUUUUUUUAGCAUUUGCAAACUGCUCCAACCUGCUCGUUCUCGCGACAUCUCGUUCUGCCAAACUUCUCUCUCUUCCAAAUCGACACCGGCGGAACUCAUCCAUGUUGCAAUCGACACCUCAGACUGAUUUGUCCACUGACUCCUCAAAUAAGAGAGCAAGCACUGAGGAUGAAAACAUGCCAAGUCCCAAGAGAAUUGCAGAUGCCCUAUAUCCCUACCUAGAUCUUUUUGAUUCACAUCUCGUUUGCAACUUUAUGAGCGAUGGAGCCAUUAAGAAGUUAUGUGACAAAAUGUCCAAGAAUCACGAACUUGUAAAGAUGGGACAGGAGAUGCUUCAAUCUCUUGAUGAAGAUGUGUUAGCUGAAAAUGGUACUUCAAGAUUUGAUGCUAGAAAACACUUCGAAGCUCUGAAAAAUAUCUGGAAAAAUGAACAAUUCAGUUGUUUUUUGUAUAAAACAUUGGAGGUCCAGAAAUGUGUCCUGCCCGACAUGAUAAGACAUUUUUCAAGGAAAUUUCUCCAUGAAAAUUUUGAGGAACGGAUAGCUAGUAUCAAGAAAGCUUACUGCUUCAAAUAUCUUCUGAGACCCCAAGAUCCGUUUGCUACUAAUACGACUACUAUGAUGAGGCGGCUUCUAAUCAUUCUAAUAGUGUGCUGGAGUUGUGAAGAUGAGUAUCCUGAGUUGGAUACAAUGGAUUGCACUGUUACGGUAAAUGCUCCUUUGGGUGAAGAUACACUACACUGUUUGGAUCUAUUUCAGCGAUUGCUUUGGACGAUGAAGCAGAAAGGCGCUCCCUGUGAUACAAUUAAAGAGUUGCGAAGUGAAGUGGAAUCUUCUCGUGUAACAGACCCCCUCCAGAUCCAUCUGGUCAUUGUUUCUGCGAUGAUGAAAGCAAGGACUUGGCUUGAUGAGGAAGGCUCUCCCAUUCCAGAACUUGUUGGGGAAUGUUUCAUCAUGGAGCUGGCCAUUGGAAUUGAGAGGAAAAAAAAUCAUGAACUUGUUGCUAUGGCCAAGAGUUUUCUGGAAAAUAUAGAUUCUACUGAUCUUGCAAAUGCUCACAUCUCCCCUGUUUCAAAGCAAAACUGUUUUGAUCUAGUGCAAAGACAAUCUGAUUUAUUGAAAAGAGUCCUGGAUAAUUCAGAUUUUGUUGAUGUAUUCCGUGAGAAAAGCAAACAGGAUUGGUAUUUUCGUGAAACAAUUGUAGAGUACGAAAACAAAUACGACAUGAGGAGGAACAAACAUACUUUUUCUGAUGAUGCCAUUGAGGAUGCAAUGCAUCGUAUCAAGAAUGAUAUUUUCUGCAGACGUAUUCUUGAAAAAAGGAAAGAUAUUGCUUUGCUGAGGGGAUUCUUGAUUAUAGUUUUCGCAUACCAUACGUGUGACAUUCUGAAGUUUGUGGAUGGACUUCGCCCCGGAUAUCCUAGGAGGUAUAAGCAUAUUAUUCAUGUGCCUAAGUUCACUGGUGAUGUUGAGGGAUUGAAGACUGCGGUAGACAAGGAGUUUAACAAUGGUGUAGAUUUGCCGUCUCAGCUUGUGUUUCGUAAGCUUGCGUGUAUACAAUUUCAACACGAAGUUUGUGGUAGAUUGAAUUGUUAUAGCACUCAUGGGUAUUAUACAUUCGUGGUGACAGAGGAUGGGAGAUGGUUGGUUCGGUUCGAAUAUGAAUAGUGGAUGCUUGCAACUCCAGUCAGCUACUCUGUAUUUAUUAUCAUUCACGUGUAGUCAUAUUUAUUCACUCUCGUUUGAGUGAAUAACUAAUAGGAAGGUUAGAAAGAAUGGUCCAAAAAAAACUAAUAGGAAGUACGAAGUAUUACUAAUACAAUUUGUUUUCAUUUGGUUAUGAACUUAAUGAAGUGGUAAUUGGUGGCUAUGAACAAGUAUAUCUCAAACUAAUUGUGGUUGCAAUGUUGGAUACGUGUACACACACACAAAAACUUCUGCUAACCCCGUUUUACUGCAGACAUUGUUUAUGUCAAAUUUAAAUAAGUUACAAAC